AGGGGGGAAAAGAAGGAAGAGGAACACAUGCAUAGCUAAUUUGUCGAAGGGACACAAAAGUAACGAACGGUUACUACAAUUCUAAUAUAAUUGUAGGGAAAAAAGACUUUUUCUUGUUUUGACCUUCUCUCCUCCCCUAUUCAUGAGUCUACCUUGAUCCAAAAAAAGGUGGUAAAAGCAAAAAAAAAUUGUGCAAGGAGGAGACAAGUGUGAGAGAGAGUAGGCGUUAGGCCGUAAGCGGAGGAAGAAGAAGAGGAAAAUAUGCACCCGUUGAAUGCGGUGGCAGUGGUUCGAAUGGCAACGACCGUGCCACACCUGGGGGCAGAAAUAGCAUUUGGGACGGUAUCAUGGUUCGUUUACGCAGGUAUCUCAUGUCUUUUAGUUCUCUUCGCGGGAAUAAUGUCCGGAUUGACAUUAGGCCUCAUGUCUUUGGGUCUCGUGGAACUUGAGAUCCUUCAACGAAGUGGCACCCCCUCUGAGAAAAACCAAGCAGCUACAAUCCUUCCUGUUGUUCAGAAGCAGCAUCAGCUUCUUGUGACACUACUUCUGUGUAAUGCUGCUGCAAUGGAGGCCCUGCCUCUAUACCUUGAUAAGCUUUUCAACCAAUAUCUGGCAAUUAUACUAUCAGUAACUUUCGUUUUGUUUUUUGGAGAGGUUAUUCCUCAAGCAAUAUGCACUAGAUAUGGCCUUGCAGUAGGUUCUAACUUUGUUUGGCUUGUUCGUAUUCUGAUGUUCCUAUGCUAUCCUAUUGCUUAUCCCAUCGGGAAGAUCCUAGACUGUGUAUUGGGACACAAUGAAGUACUAUUUAGACGAGCUCAGUUAAAAGCCCUUGUUUCUAUCCACAGCCGAGAGGCUGGCAAGGGAGGUGACCUGACACAUGAUGAGACAACAAUCAUUAGUGGAGCACUGGAUUUGACCGAGAAGACUGCUGAGGAGGCUAUGACACCCAUUGAGUCAACAUUUUCAUUGGAUGUCAAUUCAAAGCUGGACUGGGAGGCUAUGGGAAAAGUUCUUGCACGGGGUCAUAGCCGUGUUCCUGUCUAUUCUGGAAAUCCAAAGAAUGUUAUUGGACUUCUACUGGUAAAAAGUCUUCUUACAGUAAGGGCGGAGACAGAGACACCAGUUAGUGCAGUGUCUAUACGCAGAAUUCCACGUGUUCCUGCUGAUAUGCCGCUAUAUGACAUACUAAACGAGUUUCAAAAAGGGAGCAGUCAUAUGGCUGCGGUGGUGAAGCCUAAAGGGAAAAGCAAAAAGCCUCCGUCUGUAGUUGAGGAACGGAAAUCUGAAGACAACAGUGAAACUGCUCCUCUUCUGAUGAAAAAGGAUGGGAAGUCAGAUAAUGUGGUCGUUGAUAUUGAGAAGGGUAUAGUACCAACAUCCGGUGAUGCAGUGACAAAUAGUGUGCCUCAUUCAUCAGAUGAUAUUGAGGAUGCUGAAGUAAUAGGUAUUAUCACCUUGGAAGAUGUAUUUGAAGAACUGUUACAGGAGGAAAUUGUGGAUGAGACCGAUGAGUAUGUUGAUGUACAUAAAAGGAUACGUGUGGCUGCAGCAGCUGCUGCUUCAUCAGUAGCACGAGCACCAUCAAUCCGGAGGUUGACAGCCCAAAAGGCAGCUGGAGGCCAAAGUAAACAAGGACAAGCACCUAAGAAGUCGAUUGAGGACAUUUCUAGCUCAAGAAGGAUACCAGAGAGCAUUGAAGAGCCUCUACUUGAGGACAAGAGAUAAAACGGUUUGCUGAAAUCCAGCAGGCCUUUCAGAGUCUCUAAAUUUUUUGAGAGCGCAGAGUCUAAUGUUUUUGCAAUUCAAAGGUAGGGGUGAGGUCUGCCUACAUCUUACUCUCUCCAGACCCCACUUGUGGGAAUACAGUGGGCAUGUUGUUGUUGUUGUUGAUUUGUGACUUUGUGGGAACAUAUUCUUUUAUGCAAAACUUCCCCAUUGUUCAUAAAA
Molecule: messenger RNA, 1947 nt
Organism: Lycium ferocissimum
Lineage: Eukaryota; Viridiplantae; Streptophyta; Magnoliopsida; Solanales; Solanaceae
Product: DUF21 domain-containing protein At4g14240-like
Exons: 13
Coding region: 262-1725 (487 amino acids)
Biological process (GO): magnesium ion homeostasis
Cellular component (GO): intracellular membrane-bounded organelle
Source: RefSeq, a predicted model, not a curated record